Durio zibethinus is the source of this 2267-nucleotide messenger RNA. RefSeq names its product protein CLAVATA3 INSENSITIVE RECEPTOR KINASE 3. Gene Ontology annotation, biological process: protein phosphorylation. Gene Ontology annotation, molecular function: protein binding; protein kinase activity; ATP binding. NCBI's taxonomy places the organism in Eukaryota, Viridiplantae, Streptophyta, Magnoliopsida, Malvales, Malvaceae. The record is from RefSeq and is a predicted model, not a curated record.
UAUAGUACAUAAUUAAGUGUUGUUUCUUUCAAAAGGUGUGUUGUGGAGACAGAAAAAGAGGGACUCAGGUAAGAACCCAAGAAAGGAAGCUGGGCAGCAGAGAUAAACUUUUCUUUUGGUUUGGCUUAAAACCCAAAAUCCAAAACCAUAAAAAAUGUUGUUCUUUCACUACCUUUACUAUUAUUGAGUGUUAAAAAUGAGUCUUUUUCUUCUCUUCUUCUUCAUCCUUUCGUCUGCUACUGUUUCUUUGUCGUAUGAGCCUCGUAACCAUGAAGUGGAAGCAUUGAUAAGUAUAAGGAAAGAAUUGAAUGAUCCACAUGGGGUGUUAAACAACUGGGAUGAAGACUCUGUUGAUCCUUGUAGCUGGGCUAUGAUCACUUGCUCUCCUGAAAAUCUUGUUAUUGGCCUGGGAGCUCCAAGUCAGUCUUUAUCAGGAACUUUGUCUGGGACGAUAGGGAAUCUCACCAAUCUCUACCAAGUGUUGCUGCAAAACAAUAACUUAUCUGGUGAAAUCCCACCCAAGCUUGGGGCUCUUCCGAAACUGCAGACAUUGGAUCUAUCUAACAAUCGAUUUUCUGGUGCAAUUCCAGGGUCAUUUGUACAGUUAAAUAGCUUGCAAUACCUGAGGCUGAACAACAAUAGCUUGUCUGGGCCUUUUCCUGCGUCUUUAGCAAAAAUCCCUCAGCUUGCUUUCUUGGACUUGUCUUAUAACAAUCUGAGCGGUCCUGUGCCCAAAUUUCCUGCCAGAACUUUCAAUAUUGUGGGAAAUCCAUUGAUAUGUGGAAGCAGUUCCACUGAAUUUUGCUCUGGAUCAGCCAAUGCAGUUCCCCUUUCACUUUCCCUGGGCUCAUCAAGGGAACAACAAUCCAAGAAGUUGGCAAUUGCACUAGGAAUCAGCCUCAGCUUUGCCUCUCUUGUACUCCUAACAUUUGCACUACUUUGGCAUAAAAAGAAACGGAAGAAGCUAACAGUUCUAAAUAUUAGUGACAAGCAAGAACAGGGCCUCAUAAGCCUAGGAAACCUUAGAAACUUCACUUUCAGGGAACUCCAGCUUGCUACAGACAACUUCAGCUCCAAGAACAUACUAGGCUCUGGAGGUUUUGGCAAUGUCUACAAGGGCAAGUUAGGAGAUGGUACUCUUGUGGCAGUGAAGCGGCUAAAAGACUUGACAGGAAGUUUUGGGGAAUCACAAUUUAGGACUGAGUUGGAGAUGAUCAGCUUGGCGGUUCACCGUAAUCUGCUUCGUUUAAUUGGAUAUUGUGCUACUUCUAUCGAGAGACUUCUUGUCUACCCUUACAUGUCUAAUGGCAGUGUGGCGUCCAGGCUUAGAGGAAAACCUGCACUAGACUGGAAUACAAGGAAGAGGAUUGCGAUUGGAGCAGCGAGGGGGCUUCUGUAUCUACAUGAGCAAUGUGAUCCAAAGAUAAUCCACAGAGAUGUGAAGGCAGCUAAUAUUCUUCUGGAUGAUUACUGUGAAGCCAUUGUUGGUGACUUUGGCCUAGCAAAGCUCCUUGAUCAUGCUGAUUCCCAUGUCACCACUGCUGUACGUGGCACUGUUGGGCAUAUUGCACCAGAGUACCUCUCAACUGGCCAGUCUUCGGAGAAAACUGAUGUGUUUGGAUUUGGCAUUCUCUUGAUAGAGCUCAUUACUGGAAUGAGAGCUCUAGAGUUUGGGAAAACAGUUAGUCAGAAAGGAGCAAUGCUUGAGUGGGUUAAGAAAAUUCAGCAAGAAAAGAAAGUGGAAGUAUUGAUGGACAGAGAGCUAGGAAGCAACUAUGACAGGAUUGAAGUGGGGGAGAUGCUGCAAGUGGCUUUGCUAUGCACUCAGUACCUUCCGGCCCACCGCCCUAAAAUGUCCGAAGUGCUCCGGAUGCUCGAAGGUGAUGGGCUUGCUGAGAAAUGGGCAGCAUCGCAUAAUCAUAGUAAUCCCACCAUGAACCUCAACCCUAAAAACUUCAGUAACAAAAGUAUGCCACGCCCUACCACUGGAUCGAAACAUGAUGAAAGAAAUCAUGAUCAAUCGUUCAACAUGUUCGGCACAGGAAUGGAUGAGGAUGAUGAUGAACAUUCUUUGGAUUCCUAUGCCAUGGAACUUUCUGGUCCAAGAUAAGAUUCAAAAUGAAAAAUAGGUGAAGUGAAAUAUAUAUAUAUAUAUAUAUAUAUAUAUAGGAUGAAUUCUUUAUUAAAUUCUACACAAGUUACAUUUGUUUCAAAAAAGGAAAUAGGUGUUAGCCUUGUGUUUAAAGACUUUGAUGUCAAGUUCAUAU